This is a messenger RNA of Schizophyllum commune H4-8, 1052 nucleotides long. RefSeq lists its product as uncharacterized. The coding region runs from base 413 to 1030 and encodes 205 amino acids. NCBI's taxonomy places the organism in Eukaryota, Fungi, Basidiomycota, Agaricomycetes, Agaricales, Schizophyllaceae. The record is from RefSeq and is a predicted model, not a curated record. The transcript is spliced from 4 exons.
AGAUGACCUAGCGUCAUCUGGUCGUGGGACCUGGACGUUGCGCGAAAGACAUGCAAUGCAAGUAUCCGUCCUCGGAGCCUUCGCAAUGUAUCUCAUCGCUCGAUUGGCAUCCCUUCUGAGUGCAGCUGAGAAGCAAGGUGGCUCUGGAGAGGCUUUCGAGUGGCAAGUAAUUGGUGGAGGUAUGUUUAGGUCCAUCAAUGAACUAGUGCAAUUUCGGCUUCCUCUCUUCGCAGUCUGCCGAGCUCAGGCCGAGCGUGUAACUUCCCCUCUGAUCCUGCGCUGCAGCACGCCCAACGCUCGGUUUCCACGUUCCCAGCGCUUUUUAAAGGGCCAAAGCUGCCUCUAAUGCCCUCGAACGGGUUUCUUCUUCCUUCGCCCCGAUUCUCCUCUCUGGCACCCGCGGCACCGUGCCAUGCAAGACGAACCGGACGACGCUUCACCGUUCCCAAAUCCGCCACCGUACGACGAGGCGGCAGAGUCGAUUACGUGGCCACUUGCUCUGCCAGCUCAGCCCGUCACGACCGCUAGUAAUUUCCCUGCACUAGGCGGUCGUCAUGGCAGAGCACAGACACCGCGUAUCGUCUCGGCCGCCCGCCUCCCCUCGUAUAAGCAUGCGCUAUAUGGACGGUACCGCACGCAUCCGUACCGCCGCCCCUUCAAGCCGACGGCCCAGGCGGAGGACUAUGACUAUGAUAACGAUUCCGAGACCGAGUACGUGUCGAUCAUGGACAUUAUUACGAGCCCGAGAUACCUAGCGAGUCUCGGCCUUUCAUUCCCUUUCCCUCUCUCCUUUCCCUGCAUUGCCUACCCGGAGACGCGGGCGGAGCGUCAACGGUCGAUGUCCCUGGCCGAGCAAGCGAAUUUCUUAGCGGCGCGGAUCGCAGAGAUUGACGCUGCUAUGGUCGGUCUCGAUGUCCGUCAACUUGACGAGUUGGGGGGCCGAGUCGUCGACUCCAUCCUCUUCGUCCGCAGGCAGUACGCUGAGCAACGAGAGAUGGCGCUCGCCCCUCGCGCUUAUGGCCUGAUCUAGUGGGCCGGCGCGCUCCACCACU